UCGGUGGCGGAUGCUCUGCCGGUCUCCGGUCCCGUCACUCCCCGUCACUCCCAGCGGACUGCACUACCGGACUGCGAUGGAGCCGCUCGGCGUCAGCCUCCUGUUCGCACUGCUCGCCGGGCCUGCGCUGAGUACCGGGGCCACGGAGAUCCGGAGCUGUGCGGAGACUACACGGGAGCUGCGGGAGAGGGGCCUGGGGGAGACCCCGGGGGUCCGAGCCCCGAUAUCUGGUGAGCAUCUCCGGAUUUGCCCCCAGGAGUACACGUGCUGCUCCAGCGAGACGGAGCACAGACUGAGCGAAGAGAGCGUGCGGGACCUGCUCCGCAUAGUCAACGAGAGCGUCGGCUACCCCAUGGGGGUGCUAACCGGGGCAAGAAAAAGGUUCAAUGAAUUCUUCCUGGCUCUCCUUGACUCGUCUGAGCACUCCCUGUCGUCCAUGUUUGUUCUCUCCUACGGACGCUUGUACUCUCAGAACGCUGCUCUCUUCAGUACGCUUUUCUCCGAGCUUCGCGCUUAUUACCUAGGAGGAGGCGCUUCCAGGUUUGCCGACGCCCUGUCCGAAUUCUGGGCGGGGCUUUUGGAGCGCACGCUCCGUUUACUCCUUCCUCACUAUGAGCUCACCGCCGAAUACAUGGAUUGUGCAGCUCGGAGAGCUGAGGAACUACGACCCUUCGGCGACACUCCAAGGCGAUUACGUCUGCAGGUUACACGGGCGUUGGGGGCAGCAAGGACUUUGGUUCAAGGCUUGGCCACGGGAGGGGACAUUGUCAGCAGGGCUUCCAAGGCAUCCUUCCCGUCCGACUGCCUCCGAGCCGCCAUGCGCAUGUGGUACUGUCCCCUGUGCCGGGGCCACACGUCCCUGCGGCCCUGCCACGGUCUGUGUCUAAACGUGAUGAAGGGCUGCCUGGCCCACCAGGCCGACAUGGACGCCGACUGGAACAGUUUAAUCGACGGCCUACAGGAGCUGGCGGAGCGCCUGACCGGACCAUUUAACGUGGAACUCGCCACCGAGUCCAUCGCGCUGAAGAUUUCCGAAGCCAUAAUGACUCUGCAAGAAGAGAGCGUUCAGCUUACGACCCAGAUAUUCCAGUCCUGCGGGACGCCACCUCCGGCCCGUAGCAGGCGCUCGCCACAAGAAGAGUCCAGGCGGAAGUUCCGAGUGUACAGCAACGACGAGAAGCCCACGUCGGCGGCCGGUACCAACAUCGACAGGCUGGUCUCAGAGGUGGUUGGCAAGCUCCGGCCCCUCCGUGGACUAUGGAAGCUCCUGCCAUUGUCUCUCUGCUCUGAUCAUAGGGUCUCAGCCGGCCUCAGCAACCAGGACAAGUGCUGGAACGGUCAAAGCCGCGGAAGGUACCUCCCGCAGGUCACCGGCGACGGCCUGGUCAAUCAGAUCAACAACCCCGAGGUGGAGCUCCAGAUGUCACCUCCUGACCCCAGGACCAGACAACUUGGCCUCCAGCUCCGCGUGGUGAGGAGCAAACUGAGGGCGGCUUACAGCGGGAAAGACAGCGACACGCAGGAUGCAUUAGACGACGACGGCAGCGGCGGCUCCGGGGCCGGUGACGUCUUCACCGAUAAACCCGUAACCAGGACUAAGGCUGCAGAGACGGAACCGAAAGCUCGCCCGGGGAAGAACAGGAAACAGAACCCUGAUGGGAGUGGGAGUGGAGGGAGGGGAGGGAGGAGAGGCGGCGGAGGCGGCAGACACACAAACUCAGGUCAGCUCAACCCGUUCCGAAGGGUCGAGGUCCUCCUGACUGUGCUGCUCGGCCUCGUGCUGUCUCUAUGAGCUUACACUCACCAUAACCACGUGUGCUUAUAUCAUUUACAUGUGUGUGCCUGAUUUAUACAUGUAUGUGCGUAAUGGAGCGUGUGCGGGUAUAAUAGAUAUACAUGUAUGCAUAUAUAA
This is a messenger RNA of Spea bombifrons (plains spadefoot toad), 1912 nucleotides long. RefSeq names its product glypican 2 (gene GPC2). Bases 11 to 1792 code for a protein of 593 amino acids. Gene Ontology annotation, cellular component: cell surface; plasma membrane; extracellular region. The transcript is spliced from 10 exons. NCBI's taxonomy places the organism in Eukaryota, Metazoa, Chordata, Amphibia, Anura, Pelobatidae. The record is from RefSeq and is a predicted model, not a curated record. Gene Ontology annotation, biological process: regulation of signal transduction; cell migration; regulation of protein localization to membrane.